Oryzias latipes (Japanese medaka) is the source of this 2012-nucleotide messenger RNA. It is a transcript of the gene stm, whose product is annotated as starmaker. NCBI's taxonomy places the organism in Eukaryota, Metazoa, Chordata, Actinopteri, Beloniformes, Adrianichthyidae. The record is from RefSeq and is a predicted model, not a curated record.
GGCGUCUGCCCGGCUCCGGCACAGAUCAGAAACUCAACAGACGCUUCUUCUCACUAAAGUUUAUUUCCUGUUGAGCCGCUGAGAUCGACAUGCUUCACCGGUGUGUUGUGUUGCUGCUGUGUGCCUUUGCUGCUGUUUGCCUUGCAGCUCCAGUCCACAAUGCAUCUGAUGAUGAGAGGGCUAUGGAGCUGCUGGCACAUCUAGACGGAAAGAAUGUAGGGGAUGCUGGGACAAAAGAGCCAGCUGUUACAGAAGCAGGUGGAACAGCUGAACCUUCAGCUGAUUCAUCUGACAGUGAAAUGUCUAUGAUGGACAACUCUGAGGACAACAGCGAUGCAUCUAUGAUGGACAAAUCUGAAGACAACGUCAAAGACUCCACUGAACAUGAUGAAGAAAAAGCAGAAAAUGACCAAACUGACACCACAGAGGAGGAGGAUUCCACGAUGAAGAACUCUGACGAUGAGUCCAAAGAAACAUCUAAAGCUGCUGCAGAGGUCAAGACCACUGAGAAAACAGCUGAAAACCCAGACGCUACAGAUGAACCAAGUGAAGAAACAUCAGAGGGCGAGGAAUUGGAUUCAGCAGAUGACAGCCAAGACUCUACAGAUGAGCCAAGUCAAGAAACAGCAGAGACUAAAGAAACAGAGUCAGCAGAUAAAAGUGAGGACAAAAGUUCAGCAGCAGAGGAAACUGAUGAAGAAGCCUCAGACUCCGCUGAUGUGUCUGAAGCCGUCUCAGAGUCAGAGGAGACGUCCUCCUCUCCAGAAGUAAGAGGCUCAAAAACCAACAAUACUGAAGAUAAAAUCUCCUUUGAGGAGGUUGAAGACCAAAGUGACGAGAUGUCGAUGGACAAAGAUAAAAAAAGUGAAGAGUCGUCCAUGCGUCCCACUGACAGCGUUAAAGGAGCUGAGGACAGCGCCUCCCUUGAGAGCGAUGAAAUGUUUGAGGAAAGUGACGAACAAAGUGAAGAAGAGAAGAGCACUUCAGCCCCAGCAUCUGAGGACGCCGGCGCUGACAGCGAAGACGAGUCCGACCAAUCCUCACAAGACCUCAGCAAAGAAGACGACAGCAAAGGCCAGGAUGCAGUUCAGAGCCAGGACGAUGGCACGACCUCAAAAGCUGACCUGAUGGACGACGACCUGGGGGCAGAGGACGAUAAAGACGAAGAGGAAGAGGAAGCGGCCGAUGGUGAUGCAAAAGAUUUGGGGGUCAUGAUUGAAAAAGAUGAGGAGGAGAAAGUGGAGGUGAACAAAGAGCAGGUGGACAGCAACGAGGACCAGCCAGCGAAGGAGAACAGCGAUGAAAAAGAUGAGGCAGAUAAAGAGAAGGAUGCCAGUGACAAGAAAGACCUGAGCAUGAGCGAGGAGGAGCCGGACUGGGAGGAGGAAAUGGGCAUGGAUGACUCUCUGGAGGAAGAAGAGAAGGCAAACAAAAAGACGAGCGACGAAAAGGGCUCGUUUGACGAAACAACUUCUGACCAGCUGGACCAACCCGACAACUCCACCCCUCCUGCAGAUGCUGCGAUGUAAACGCUCUGCCUCUGAACUGUGGAAGAAGACCGACACCAGAACCAAGCCCCACGGUCUCCACGGUGGAAUAAAGACGCCAUGACAACAAGAAGCUAAAACUGCAUCUAAAUUUCAACCUCCAGCUUCCUGUUUGUUUGCCUUGCCAGGCUCGUUCCUGAUGUGUACGUCAUAUUUUGUUUCAACUUGCCUUUAGAUGUCCUCAGAAAAAUGUAUGAGACACCUGCCGUCCUCCAGUCUUCUAGCCGCACUUUCCUGACGCCUCCUUUAACCUAAUCUACCUAACUUUCUGCCUGUCUGUCUGCAGAAAAAUUAAACAAGCUGCUGAUCUCAGAUCUGCUCUGUGUGUCUGAUUUCACACAUGAAUGUGUACAUACAGUCCAUCGUUUACUUUACAGACAUUAAUAUUUUUAAAGGAUGUGAGGGAAUACCAGAGUCAACAAUUGUACACAAGGAAUGGCUAAUAAAGUUUGAACUGUUAUUUAA